This is a messenger RNA of Strongyloides ratti, 1110 nucleotides long. RefSeq lists its product as hypothetical. The coding region runs from base 1 to 1110 and encodes 369 amino acids. The transcript has 3 exons. The record is from RefSeq and is a predicted model, not a curated record. Lineage: Eukaryota; Metazoa; Nematoda; Chromadorea; Rhabditida; Strongyloididae.
AUGAUUUAUUUUUUAAUAGUAUAUUCUAAAUUUUGUAUAUUUCUUAUAACUUUUAUUAUUUUCUCACAUUCUACAUGUACAAAAAGUGAUUCAAAGAUAAAAAAAGAUGCUACAAAACCAAGAAGUCUUAGAUUAUUAUCUACCAAAGAACAUUUAUCUCAUGAUAAAAUUAAUACAGCAAUAAAUGGUAUAGACAAUAGAUCUUCUUUAAGUGAAUCUAAAAGUAAUUCAUCACAUACAAAAAGUAAAAAAAGAAGUGUUAAAAAACGGGGAGAAUAUAAGAAAAAAAAUAGUACAUCAGAUGGUUUACCUCAAAAAGAUAGACUAUUCACAUUAUCUGAAAAAGAAGUUAAUCGUGAAAAUAAAAAUUAUGAAAGAGAUAGUAAAAAAAAUAAGAAACCAUCAAUAAAGGAACCAAAAAAAGAAGAAAAAAAAGUAUUAAAAACAAGUACAUCUAAAAAUGAUAAGAAAAAACAAAUCAAUGAAACGAGUAACUCAAAAAAAUCAAGAAAAGAGUUAAAGAUUGAAACAAAAUCAAGUAAAGAAAAAGUUAAUAGUAAAAAAAAAGAAUCACAAAAAGAUAAACCAAUUAAAGCUAAAAAUAGUAAAGAAUCUUCUUCUAAAAAUGAAAGUAAAAAAGAGGUAAAUGAUGGUUUAAAGAAAAAAAAGAAAAAAAAAUUAUUUUCUUUUGGUUCUAAAAAUAAUGAGGAUAAAACAAAUUCAAAGACAGAUUCAGACAAAGAAGUUAUUAAAAAAAAUAAAAAAUUGAGUUCAAUAAAAAAAAUAAAAAAUAAUCAGGAUUCAAAAAAGAAUAACAAUAGUCAAAGCUUUUUACAACCAACUCAAAGAUCACUAAAAAAAAAUACUCAUUCAAUUGUUACAAAUCCAAAUAAAGUUAAUAGUAAUAAAUCUUCUGUAAAAGAGGCAAAAUCUACCAAACAGUCAAAGAAAAAGGAAAAAGGAAGUGUAAAAUCUAAUGUGUCUAGUAAUAAAUCAACAAAAUCAUUACAAAAAAAAAAUAAUACUAAAGGAAGUAUAAAACAAAUAAAAAGUAAACUUUUUAAAAUUAAAGAAAAUAAAAAAGAAAAAUCUAGUAGUAAAAUUGAAUAA